AAAGACACGCCAGUCAUCAUCGUCGUCUCUCUCAGCCGCGCUCCCUUUACUCAGUAAAUACAGUCCAUACGAUCUCAAUCACCAUCCUUCUCUUCAUAUUACAGUUGGAAAUAAAACUGGUUUGAUCAAUUACUAUGAGCAGAAGAUACGAUAGCCGCACAACGAUCUUCUCCCCGGAGGGGCGAUUAUACCAGGUCGAAUAUGCCUUGGAGGCUAUUUCUCAUGCUGGAACAUCGAUUGGAAUUCUAGCAAAAGAUGGAAUUGUCUUGGCUGCCGAGCGGAAGGUGACAUCCAAGCUGCUUGAGCAAGACACUUCAGCCGAGAAGCUGUACACGAUCAAUGAGAACAUGAUUUGUGCGGUCGCUGGUCUCAAUUCUGAUGCUAGCAUUCUUGUGAACUACGCUCGUGUAUAUUCCCAAGAUUAUCUGAAACUCUACAACGAAGAGAUACCAUGUGAGGCCUUAGUUCGGAGAGUGUGCGACCUCAAGCAGGGCUACACUCAACAUGGAGGUCUGCGACCGUUUGGUGUCUCUUUCAUAUACGCUGGAUGGGAUCCGAUCUACGACUUUCAACUGUAUCAGUCUAAUCCUUCAGGCAACUACGGUGGAUGGAAAGCUACAUCUGUUGGAGCGAACAAUGCCACGGCUCAGACGCUAUUAAAGCAAGACUAUAAGGAGGACUGCACUCUGCAAGAGGCUGGCGAGCUUGCUAUGAAGGUACUGAGCAAGACCAUGGAUGCCACAACGCUUACGAGCGAGAAGGUUGAAUUUGCGACGGUUGGCAAGGACAAAGAAGGAAAGGUGUACUGCCAUUUAUGGAAGCCAGCUGAGAUUGACGUACUGCUCAAGAAGUUUGGUCUUGCAAAGAAAGUCGAAGACGAAGAUGAUGAGUAAUACUGUACAUCGCUGCACUAAAGACUGAUUUCCUAUCGCAUUUGUUUUAUUUAAACUACAUGACAUGAACUUCAUCCUUUUGAGACGUAGAGAAAGGUAAAUCGAUCUACCAUUCAUAUACUUGCACCAAGAGGCAAGUCCAGGGCCGCUCAAAAGUAGUAUAUCUCGUUUAUAUAAACCUGUAAUAGCAUAUUCGCCCAAAACAUAUU
Myxozyma melibiosi is the source of this 1102-nucleotide messenger RNA. RefSeq names its product nucleophile aminohydrolase. Gene Ontology annotation, cellular component: cytosol; nucleus; proteasome core complex, alpha-subunit complex. Gene Ontology annotation, biological process: proteasomal protein catabolic process; ubiquitin-dependent protein catabolic process. The coding region runs from base 135 to 893 and encodes 252 amino acids. The record is from RefSeq and is a predicted model, not a curated record. The transcript is spliced from 4 exons. Lineage: Eukaryota; Fungi; Ascomycota; Lipomycetes; Lipomycetales; Lipomycetaceae.